This is a messenger RNA of Naegleria gruberi, 3099 nucleotides long. RefSeq names its product TPR domain-containing protein. Gene Ontology annotation, cellular component: cell outer membrane. NCBI's taxonomy places the organism in Eukaryota, Heterolobosea, Eutetramitea, Acrasida, Naegleriidae. The record is from RefSeq and is a predicted model, not a curated record. Gene Ontology annotation, biological process: receptor-mediated virion attachment to host cell. The transcript is spliced from 2 exons. Bases 1 to 3099 code for a protein of 1032 amino acids. Gene Ontology annotation, molecular function: protein binding.
AUGGAUAGUAAAAUUAGAGAAAACAAUCAAAAGAUUGAUUCCAACUGGAAGAUUAAAAGAAGAGAAUUGAAGGAGAAGAUUUUAUAUAGAAAGCAAGAUAAGGCCGAGAAGAUGUUGAAUAACAAGAUGAAAAUUGUUGAUGGUGACGAUGCGAAAUUAAUUACAGCCGAUGAAAAGAAUGAAAAUUCAGCAAUAGAAAAUUCAGCACCAAUGGAAAACUCAUCAGAUCCAAAAGUUGUAUUAUCAUCUGAAGAUGCAAUUUUAUACUUGCAAAGAACUUUGGUGAGAUGUGCCUCUAAUAAGUAUGAAAAGGCAAUGAACGAUCUCAAAUUUGCUAUCUAUUUGGAUUACACGCUGAAAGAGACCUAUAUUGUCAAAUAUUUGGAAGGGUUUCUUCUCUAUGUGACUGGAGAUUAUUUGGAAUCUGCUCAUGCAUUCAAAAAGGCAAUAGAGUUGAAAGAAGCCAACGAUAGCAAAUCCAAUGAGGUGGAGAAGAAGGUUUUUGAAAUUCAAAAUGUUAUGAAACAUACUGCUGAGAAGGUGAUGGAGAAUUUGAAUGAAUUUCAUGAACAAACCAAAUCCUAUUUCAAACAUGCUGGAAACUUGAUAAAGAGCAAGUUGGGGAAACAAGUACAGGAAGUCACUGCUCCCCAGGAAGAACAGACAGAGAAGGUUAAAAUUCCUUCCUCAAUAAUAUCUCUUGAAGAGCUAUAUUUCAGAGCUGGAAUUUCAUAUUAUUUUUCAACCUAUUACAGAGAUUCUAUUGAAUGUUACAAUAAGGCUAUUGAAAUUGGAAAGGAUCAUCCAAAUUUGGGCCAUUAUAUUUAUAAUAGAGGACUUUCAUACUAUUAUUCACAUGAAGUUGAUUUGGCAUUGGAUGAUUUUUUACAAUCAAUGAGUAUUAUUAAUAGUGAUGAAUGUGCUAAAAUGAUUGCCUAUGUCUAUGGAAGAAAAGACAUGAAAAAGGAACGUGAUGUAUAUAUUCAAAAAGCCAAAGCUCUCAAUCCUAAUACUAAAAUAAUUUCAGCAUUUAGUUACCGCCUAUUGGAUGAUAACUCUACAGAAUUAAUAUUUUCAUUCCUACCUGUCUAUAAUAGAAUGCUCAUUUCAAGAACUUGUAAAUAUUGGAGAGAAAUUGCCAUGAAAAGUGUGGUCAAUGAUGACAUUCUUGAAAUUUCAUUUAGAAAUUUAAUUAAUAAUGCUGACAGACAGUUAGAGAAACACAAUCACACAUCAUCAUUGAAAGAAAAAUUAUUCAUGCCAAGCCAUGAAAGAGUUAAUGAAUAUUUGGCUUUGAGAGGAAUUUUCAAAAGUGGUAACUUGGAGUCAUGUUUGAAAAAUUGUGACUUUUCUAUUAAGGAAGAAUGUUUGGAAAUGCAUUUAUUCUCCUCUAUUGGAAAUGGUUUUGUACCUCACAAUUUGAGUCAAUUUGCUAAAGAAAUUACCAAUUCUAGAUUAUUUGUUGGAAUUCAGCAACAUAUUGUUCCUUAUAGUAUGAGAAGAUCUGGAGCUACAUGGGCUGCUGUGCAAAUCAUGAUCCAACACCAAAGUUUAAAGGUUGACGAGUUUGAACUAAUCAUUCGUUGGUAUGGAUGGAAGUUAACACCAGGUAACAAUGUCUAUCGUCGUUAUGUUGACAAGAAAAUCCUACAUUUAAUUGACCCUAACAGUAUACUCAUGGGUAUUAAAACUGCUGAAGAUAAUGACUACACAGAGGAGAAAUUUAUCAAUGUAUUGAGAGAAGAACCUCCAUUGGAUAAUGUAACAAGUGACUCAUUCUUUAGAAGAAUCAAGUUUCAUUUGCCUACCUAUAUUUACGAUUCAAUUGUUCAAUAUAGCUCUACUGAUGAAAAUAUUCUAUUUGGAAAGGUAUUUACAUCCUUUUUGAACAAGUGGAUUGAUGCCAAGUCAGAGCAAUUAGGAUUUGACAUGGAAAUAUCCACCAAUGAUAGAUUAGUAAUGAUCUAUAGAUUGUUUGUACAUUUUGAUAGACAAAAAUCACUCGAUUUGUACAAGGAGCUCACUUGUUACAAGGAGGAUGUUAAACAAGAUGAAGGAAUUGUCAAACAAGAUGAAGGAACUCUCCUCACCUCUACAGAAUCAUCUAUUACACCAGCACAGCCUCUCAUGUUGAAUAACAUGACAAUCCAAGACUUGAUUGCUGCCAUUCAAUUGGGUGUUCAAAAUGCUCUACCAACUACACCUAAGGCAAUCAAUGGUAAUAGUAGUGAAUUGGCAAGCAAUCCAACAAGAAAUGCUGAUAUGAAAUUGGAAAAGAUUGCCCAGUCCCAAUAUCCAUUGCCAAGAAAAGUCAAUGGUGAUGAAAUUACUGCAAAUGAAUUUUGGGAGAAGCUUACUCCAUUAGCUCCUUAUAAGAAUAAGAAUCCAAUCAUUACUAAAAGAAGAAUUAUGGAUUCAACUUGGAAAAUAGUUAAAGCUAACACACCAAAUCCAAUGUACAAGGAAUGUCCUGAGCUUUUAGAAAAGAUUAGAGGCAAUAUUGAAUAUGGUGAAUGCUUGAAUUGGUUACUUGGACAAGAAGAAGGUUUUUACGAUACCAAAUCACCAACAAUUAUUGAUUUUCCAGAUUGUUGUUACAUUUCUGAUCACAUUGCAAGAAUUGGUAACAUGAUUCCCAGAUAUACAGGAGGCUAUCGUGUCAUUGUAGAGUGUUGGAAAAUUUUGAAAAUUGUUCGGUUAGAGUCUGAAAAGUUUUUCAGAAUUGAUUUUGGCUUGUUGAAAACCGAAGUUAAAUUAUUUAAAGCCAAAGGUGCCAUAGAUACUAGUGUUGAUCACUCAUUCAUUCCAUCUGGUUCAAAUAGAAGAAGUAUCAAAAUUGAGCCCACCAUGAUCACUGAGCAAAAUUAUGGCUCUGCUGACAGAAACAGUUUGGUUAAAUAUUUGAGAAACAAAUUGGGUUCUCUCUCUACCAAAGAUAUCAAUUUGUUAAAGAUUGCAAACAUGCUUUCAUUGACUCGCUCAUUGUUGAAACCAAAUGCAAACACAGUCUCUAUCAAGCAAGAAUUUCACAAACUGGUCAGUGAAAAUAGGAAUGAAAAGAACAAGAGGAAAAGAGAAGAAGAGGAAGAGAGUGACUAA